UCCUACUAAAACAAAUGUUUCUUGGAUUUGCAAUGGAAAAUGCAGUAACGUCCUUCAGUGCACAAAACAAAAGUGUUCUGUGCAGAGCACUGUCUUUCCUCUGCACAGAUCAUUAGCUGACUAUUUAAGUUCAAUGGUAUUGAAGUGAUGUGUAUGUAGGAUUGAUCUUGUACAGUUUCAGCAGAAAGGUGUUCACCUCUGAGCUACUGCACUCGGUUUUCCAUGUUAGUUGUAUUAUGGGCAAGCACUCCUUUCUUCUGGUAUCUUGUGUGACUCAGAGAAGAAGUGCCAUGAGGAGCAGCUGAGGGAGCUGGGGGUGUUUAGCCUGGAGAAAAGGAGGCUUGGGGGGGAACCUUAUCACUCUCUACAACUGCCUGAAAGGAGAUUGUAAACAGCAGGGGAUUGGCCUCCUCUCAGGCAACCAGUGACAAGACAAGAUGGAAUGGCCUCAGGCUGCGCCAGGGGAAGUUCAGGUUGGACAUGAGGAAGAAUUUGUUCAUGGAAAGUUUCUGAUUACAGGUGGGAGUCUAGAAGACAGUAAAGAUGCAUUGCAGCUGGCACAGACAAAUGACAUGUUUUACAGUACAGUUGGCUGUCAUCCUACCCGCUGUGGAGAAUUUGAGCAGAGUAGCCCCGAACAGUAUUUAUCUGAAUUAAAAAAUCUGAUUGAAAAGAAUAAGACAAAGGUAGUAGCAGUUGGAGAAUGUGGCUUAGAUUUCGAUAGAUUAGAAUUUUGCCCAAAGGACAUCCAACUCAAGUAUUUUGAAAAGCAGUUUGACUUGUCAGAACAGAUGCAACUGCCCAUGUUUCUCCACUGUAGAAACUCACAUUCUGAAUUUUUAGAGAUAAUGAGAAGAAACCGAGAUAGAUUUGUAGGAGGGGUGGUACAUUCUUUUGAUGGCACAAAGGAACAAGCGGCAGCUCUGAUAGAUUUGGAUCUUUAUAUUGGAAUAAAUGGCUGUUCACUGAAAACAGAAGCCAACUUGGAAACACUGAAAUCGAUUCCUAGUGAGCGAUUAAUGAUAGAGACUGAUGCGCCUUGGUGUGGAGUGAAAAAUACUCACGCUGGAUCUAAAUACAUUAAAACGACGUUUCCUACAAAAAAGAAAUGGGAGAAAGGGCACUGCUUGAAGGACAGAAAUGAACCCUGCCAUAUAAUACAAAUACUGGAAAUAAUGGCAGCAGUAAGAGAAGAUGACCCGCUUGAGUUGGCCAACACUCUAUAUAACAACACUAUUAAAGUCUUCUUUCCAAAUAUAUAAAGUUGUUUUUCUUACAUUUAUUCAGCAUAACUUCAGUAAAUAUACUGCAAAAACUUAAAAAUCAUCGUACCUGCAAAUCCUAAUCCAUGGAAGCCAAUAUGUAGUGGUUUUUGGUUUUUUUAUGGUACAAGAUUAAAGCUGCUUUUAAAAAGG
Myiozetetes cayanensis is the source of this 1415-nucleotide messenger RNA. RefSeq names its product TatD DNase domain containing 1 (gene TATDN1). Bases 438 to 1262 code for a protein of 274 amino acids. Gene Ontology annotation, molecular function: 3'-5'-DNA exonuclease activity. The transcript has 10 exons. Gene Ontology annotation, cellular component: cytosol. The record is from RefSeq and is a predicted model, not a curated record. NCBI's taxonomy places the organism in Eukaryota, Metazoa, Chordata, Aves, Passeriformes, Tyrannidae.